This is a messenger RNA of Strongylocentrotus purpuratus (purple sea urchin), 6068 nucleotides long. RefSeq names its product rho GTPase-activating protein 7. Gene Ontology annotation, biological process: actin cytoskeleton organization; regulation of Rho protein signal transduction; signal transduction. The coding region runs from base 1367 to 5380 and encodes 1337 amino acids. Gene Ontology annotation, molecular function: protein binding; lipid binding; GTPase activator activity. The transcript is spliced from 15 exons. The record is from RefSeq and is a predicted model, not a curated record. Lineage: Eukaryota; Metazoa; Echinodermata; Echinoidea; Camarodonta; Strongylocentrotidae.
GCACUGCUAGCUGCCAAAACCAACUUCCUCCAUGACAAGUGGGUGAGAAGGGGGAGAGAGCAGGAGAGAGAGACACUUAAAGCGGAGAGAAGAGAAUAGCUGGAGAAAAAACACCUUGCCUUUUGAGUGGAAGGGAAAUCUUUAUCCCCUUCUUUUUUAUCCCACUGGCCCCAGCUAUUGUGGAACGUCCAUGUCAAAGCAGACCGCAUUAUAGUGCAAAGAGCUCUUUUUGUUCUCCUUUAUACCGGCUCCGAUACUCCUUCAUACCUUUCACCGGUAUAGUGAGUACCCAAACAGUUUGGGCUGAGUCCUUCUGUGUAUUGAUAAGCAUACACAGUGGACAACAUUCCAGCAGCUACUGAAAGUUUUAUACGCCUCUUGUGGGAUAGUUGGCUUGGCGAGGAACACCAGGAACUUUACCUAAGUAAGACAGGAGGGGGUGUGUCCUGUCAUCAAGCUUGUGGUACGUUACUUCUUUCUUCAUCAUCGUUAUUUGCUGUUCCAGUCUACUGCCCGAGUAUGAAGGAUUGUUGAGGGGACCCAUUGGAAACAGUCAAAAUGCAGACUAUGGCAUCAUAAAGUAAAGCUCUGUCUAGUACCAGACAGACUCUCAUGGAAUUUGUGCCAUUUUGGCUAUUUCUAGGACAACUGAGCUGCUGAGAACUUAGAUCUGAGGAGUAAUACCAUAACAAUGCCUAUGAGUUUUGUAAUGACAUUGUAUCUAUCCGAGGCCUUCAAGUAAUAGAGACACUACAAGGCAAACCUGACGGUGAUUCACAGUCUGCUAUGUGGACAUAUGGAAAGAUAACACCAAGAGAGCAAACACCACCAAGGAUAUGUUGGAAAGAUACCCACCACAUUUAUGCCAACUGUGACCAUAGGGAUGUAGCUCACGUACACUACGGUGGAAUUUCCUCUCCAUUGUAGCUCCUCGCACACAUGGUUUAAGUUUCCCCCAAAGUAAAAAUUCUCAGGCACUCUGCCUUUGGUUCUGAAACCAGAACGACCAAGCUCAAGUUCCACCCAGUUAGCAAUAGCAAGUGGGAGUGUCUCUUUUCAGUUGUAUUUAUCAUCGAGCGGCGUGAGAAUACCCCGUCGUCACAAGACCGAAGUCCUUCAUUAUUCGCAGCCUAGGGAUCAACGAUAGAACCUCAAAGAUUAUAGUUCAGCCAAACCGAUCCAGGAUUUUGGAUUUGUGGACAUUGGUUUUGGUGGGCACUGCUUAUGACUCGUUUUCCUGCAUGCAAAUGUGUCUAUGAAAUUCAUGUUGGAGGAAAUUUAUAAAUCAUUGUGGAAAAUUGGAUCCAUGUUUGGAGUCCAACAAAGAUUUUAGUUGAGGAAAUCUUUUGAAUUGGUUUAAGAUGCAAUGUUCCUGUCCUGUCGUGAGAAGAUAGAAACGGACUUACUCCUGCCAUGCAAGUGUUUGCCUGUCUGGAAGAUGGCAUCCUAUAAAAAUGUUCGUUUUCUGAAACGACUUCGCAUGCGCUACAUUGCUGAAAUUGAGGCUGCAGAUACAUGCCAAUGGCUCAGAGCAACAGGAUUCCCACAGUAUGCACAAAUGUUUGAAGAAGGACGGUACCCAAUAGACUUGGAGCUAGUGCAGAAAGACCAUGAUUUUUUGGACCAGGAUUUGCUAGAUUCAGUAACGAGGAGACUAAAGAUCCUGAAUAAAUGUGCCAGCAUGAAAAUAGAAGCGCCAAUACACAGAUCUUGUGACGAAUCAGAAGAUGAGGACCAGUGUGCGAUCAGUAUCAAGUGGAAAUACAUGCGCAGCAGCCGACGAUGGUCGCGACGAAUGACCGGCGAGGAGUUCCCCGAACUUGAACUAUCAACGUCGCCCCUCGUAGACUCGACUACAACGCACAUACACACGCACUCGCGGCUGAACAGCAGUCACGAAAGUGUCACGACGACAGACAGUGAGCGAAACGAAGGGUACACAAGCACAAGCAGCUUUGAGAGUCCAGCUGUCGUCAAGAAAUUGUACGUGAAGCGCUCUACGGACAUAGCCUCGUCGCCAUCGAGUCAGAGCUUGCCUGUUUCUAAUAGCGGAUAUAAGACGUCCACACCUGUCGGAUCUGAUGGGAACAUGAAUGGGCCACGGAGUGCUAUUAUUCAGAUCUCGUCUCCAAUUUCAGUACGGAAAGAUGCAGCAUCUGAUCUUAAUGGACUACACAGUAGCAGGGACCACAUGAAGGGGGCCAAGAGUUUUUUGAAGCGGUUGGACAGCCUCAAGGGGAGGAGGGGGCCCAGGGGCGGUAGUCACAGGCGGAAGCACAAGUCGGGAGGGGACACGCUGGAAAUAAGUGGACCCAUCGUGCAGGACAAUGGCACUCUGCAGCGUAAGAUUGAGUUGUUUAAUUGUGUUGACUUGCAGACAGCAAAGGCCAGGUCCUACAGGUAUCCGGCUAACUCACUGGUGACUCCGCCCGCUAAGAGGCGGAGAAACCCUAAUGGAAGGUCGAACAAUACCUCAAAGAGGAUGGGAAGGGUGUUCUCGGAGCCCAGUUCGCCCACGUUGCAUAGGAAAUUCAGUCUUGAUGUCUCCGAAGACCUAGAAAAUGCUUUGUCUAAGAAAAUCAACAAUAACAAUGAAAGCAAGAGUUGUGAGGACGUGUUUAUGAGUGACAUGGACGAUGUGAGCAUGGACAUUAGAGACAAUCGCAUCCCCUCGGAGAGGAGUUCAAACGUUACGGGUACGACGGGUCGCAGCUUAUUGAGUAGUAGUAGCAAUGAUUCUUGGCAAGGACAGUAUGAAGGCGAGUCUGAUGACUGGCCCUCGCAAAGACUUAUCACAUCGCCGCUCAACAGCUUGGAAGAUGAUGAGCACACUCCACACCGGCUACGUAGCCCGAGCAUGUACGACAACAUGCCCCCGGCACUUCACUCUAGCCUGGAUAACCUACCCAAUGCUGAGAUCGAAGUGGCCGAAACGGAACUCAUGCGGCAAAUCUACAACCUCAAGAACAUCGGGCACUUGAAUGACCCACUUGCGUUUGCACCAUCGACGAGACGAAGCGUGAGCGUCUCCACGUGCGAGGACAUCAGCGGCUCACAUGUCUCGCUCAACAGAACAAACAAUAACCUCAAUCAAGAUGUGGAAACUGAGAAACUAGACAUCUUGACAAACAUUAGUAAGAUACUCAUGAAGGAGAAACAGCUUGUGGAACCUAAAGGAGGAGCAUGCGUGUUGGCUCCAAAGCCGGUUGUCAAGAGGGAUCGCAGCAACAGUCUACCCAACGCUGGACCGGAGGGUAUCAGGGAGAGCAUGCUUAGCAACGAGGUCGAUCUGGAGCUGGAAGCAGAGGUCAUGGGACUGAGCUCAGAGCUGGAGAGACUGCUGACAGGGAUUAACGAGAGCAUUCAUGAAUUGGAAGAGAACAUCAAGAAAGCAGAAACAGGUGACAGCAGUGCCUCUACAGCGUCCUCACAGAUCUCCUCCCCGGUCACCUCCCCGGUCAACUCCCCGGUCAACUCGCAGGUGUCCUCACCCUACGGCUCGCCCCUCCCCUCCCCGAUCACCACGCCCGACUUCAACCACAACAAGCGGGAGGUAGAGCACCAGGACGACACGGGCGUCGGCCUCUCCACCGGGCAGGACACCACCAGCGAGCACGACACGCCGGCAUCGAAUGAGGAGGAAGACGAGGAGGAGGAGGAACAGAGGACCAAGUCACAGGAGACGACAAUCAACGUCAAGACCGGUAGCGGGAAGUCGCCCUGGAAGGAGAGGAGAGACUCCGGUGUGGGGAACUCGCUGACGAGACCCAACAGUGCCAGGAGACCAAGAAUAAGAUGGCACAGUUUCCAGAAGUCUCAUCGACCAAGUCUAAAUUCCAGACCUUUCCAAGUGAGCAGUUUAUCGGUCGGCCAGCUGAUGAUCCUUCGCAAGCUUUCGCUCCUCAAAUUGACCGCAGUGAUGGAGCGUUACUCGGUCUCACAUCGGAGUGGGUGGACAUGGAUGGUGCCACGUUUCAUGAAGCGGACCAAGACGGCGGACAUCAAGGACCGGUUGGUGUUUGGUGUACCCCUCCUCUACCACCUCCAGAAGACCGGUCAGCCCCUCCCCCAGACCAUCCUCUACGCCAUGCGCUACCUGAGACGCCAGGCCGGCGAGGCCGUGGGGCUCUUCCGCAAGCCCGGGGUCCGGUCCCGCAUCCAGGCGUUGAAGAAGAUGAACGAGGCUAACCCUGACACACUAAGCUACGACGGCAUGAUGGCCUAUGACGUUGCCGAUAUGUUGAAACAGUACUUCCGAGAACUACCAGAACCUCUGCUUACACCAAAACUUUCAGAGACCUUCAUCAGCCUCUUUACCUCAUCCGUUCCCAAGGAGCUGCGUGUCCCGGUGAUGCAGGCAGCCAUCCUCCUCAUGCCGGACGAGAACCGAGAGGUCCUCCAGUCGCUCCUGCUAUUCCUGAGUGACAUAGCUAGCCAAGCAGACGUGAACCAGAUGACUGCGUACAACCUAGCCGUCUGCUUUGCACCCUCGCUGUUCCAGCUGAACUCGGGAGAGAGCAUGCGCAACCCCAAGAGUCCGCAUCAGAGGCGCAAGAUGGCAGGCAAGCCCGACCAGAAGGAACUGAUCGAGAACGUAGCUGCCAACGAGUGCCUGGCGCUCAUGAUCAGAGAGUGCAAGAAGCUCUUCAUGGUACCGGAGGACUUGCUGGCCAAGUGCCAUUUCUCGUACAUGGAUCUUGGUGAACCAGUCACACUAGAAGAGCUAGGGAGGAAGAGGAAUGAUGAGAGCGGGGACUACAAGAGCUAUCUGGAGAGCUGCAUCCAAGGACUUCUUAAGGAGUCGAGAGAGAAGUUCAAGGGUUGGGUUUCCUGUCCACCGGUAGACAAGGUGGAAGUGGCGUAUAAGAAGGUCGGCGACGGCCAUCCGCUACGCCUCUGGAAGUGCACCACCGAGAUCAAGGCCCCACCCUCUGUCAUCCUUCAGAGGGUCCUCAGAGAAAGGCAAUACUGGGAUGAAGACCUGCUGAAGUGGCGAUCUGUUGAGAAGAUAGACAACCAGACUGAGGUCUUUGAGUAUGUUGUCAACUCUAUGGCACCACAUCCUACCAGGAGCUACACUGUCUUGAGGUCAUGGAGGACCAACCUUCAGAAGGGAGCCUGUGUCCUGGUGUCCACGUCCAUCGAGCAUCCAGACUCCUCCUUAGUGGGUAGCGUCAGGGGUACUGAGCUUGCCUCCCGCUUCCUCAUCGAGCCUUGCGGAUCGGGCAAGUCUCGAUUGACACACAUCAGCAGAGUGGACACCAAGGGCCGCACCCUGGAGUGGUACAACAAAGCGUAUGGACACCUCCUGGCCCAGACGGUAGCCCACAUCCGCAACCUCUAUAUCCCUCCGGGGACAGGACCUGAAACCAAAGUCUGAAGGCCCAGCACCUGGGAUCAAAGUCUGAAGACCCAGCGCCCUGAAACCAAAGUCUUAAACUAUUGGGAAGGCGCCCUUGGCUGUUUGUUGUGUCUCCGGUGUGAAAUAAGCAGAGCUUGAUUGAUUUAUUCUCUGUGGUGCAGAAGAAAUGAGGGUUGGUUGUACAGCUCACGGCUCGAUGGACUCUGGUCGAGGAGACCAACUGUAGGGCUAAACUGGGAGGCUCAUCGAUAGCAGCAUGACACUAGCAACAGUAUCAUCAAGGCAGAGACAACUCUUGAUCAACAAUGUUUGCGACUCUGAUGUAAACAGUAUGAUCUAUUGAUCGCUUCAACAGUAGCGUUAUGAUCUUUGGGUGCAAACAAGCAAAGGGAGUGUAUCUGCUCCCUCCCCCUUUUUUAACAAAUAUUUACAUGAAAUCUUUUGUUGAGGUUUCGUGUACAUCUUUAUUUAGUUGAAUUUGGUACCAGUCUUUGUGACAUGUAGACAGACCUUGUCUUAGGAAAUAUACAAUCUUGAAUGAACUAAAACCCCUCCCUUACAGCUCUCCUAAUGAAGUACGACAUUAUUGUAUCAUCCUCAAUCAUUUUGGGGGGAGAACUAAAGUAUAAGAACACGUCGAUUGGUGACCACUUUACAUCGGUGAAAUCUUGUCUGUACUGUACUUUUUCACCAUCUGUAGAACCUC